CAUCUGGGACCGGUAGGGGGCACACACAACGGAAUUCGUUCUCUUAACAAAGCAACCUCAAGCAGUUUGACAGUCGGAAGCAAAAUAAUAUAGCUAUCGACAGCUAGCCAAGCGAGAACCUUUGAGAAAGAUGGGUGUUAAAAUCCAGGUCGAAUAUUGCGGAGGAUGAGGCUACGAGCCCCGCUAUCAGGAACUAGCGCACACCGUGAGCGCGGAGUUCACUGAAGCGGAGGUCUCUGGCUUUGUCGGGAGGCAAGGCAGCUUUGAGAUUGAAGUCAACGGACAGCUGAUCUUCUCAAAGUUGGAAACCGGUGGCUUCCCUUACGAGGAUGACAUCAUGGAUGCAGUUCAGAAAGCCCAGGAUGGCAAGCCAUUCGAAAAGAUCACAAAGAGUCGUCCACCCUGCGUUAUUUUAUAACCUUGGGAGCUCAACUCACGGCACUCUCCACAUCCCUGUGGAACUUUCCCAACUUUGCCCUCCCUUCUUUUGUCCUUCACUCCAAGAAAUGCAUGAAUGUUCUCACAGCGUUCCCGUGACAUUUUAGCAGUUGCUAGGUUACUGCAAGGGUAACUUGUAGCAACAGUGUCCCUGAAACACUGUGAAAAUGUUCAGUGGUGUGAUGCAGUCUUUCCUCCAGGCUGUACCAUAUGUUUCUGGCAGGGAUGUCAAGUCAGGUGUUUCACCUCUGUAGGCUUAAAACUGUGCAUUUUUAUAAGUCUAUUAACAAAAAGGCGCUGGUUCUGAUGUAUUUUCUAUUGCUGAAUAUAUUUUAGAUGGCAGCCACAGUUUAUAAGUCGCAGAACUACAAUUUUUUUAUCAUGGAACUGAAGUCUAAAGCUUGAUAUUUGGAGAUGAAAAGUUUUCCAGGUCCUCUUCCACUCCUUUAGGGUGUCAGGUCGUCAAUGAUUAUUUCAGCCAAAAUUAAAAAAAGUUGAAAUAUGAAGCAUAAAGCCCUGAUGCCCUCACAUCUUACCCCUUGCGGUACAGGUGUUAGGAGGGGGAGAAAACCUGGAAAGCACCUGGGAAAUGAUCUGACCUGCCAUCACUGCCCUGGUUUUUAUUUUUUUCACACACUGAUUCCAUUUGUAACAUUCUGAGAGAGAAUAACUUUAUUCAUAUCUGAGGUUCUGUAUCUUGGUGCACAAAAUCAAAUUAUGCCAUUAAUAGAGCACUAGAGGAGAAAUGUGCGUUAGCAACAUAGCAGUGCUGUACACAGCUGAGCACUGAUACAGAAUUUAAUGUAGAAUGAAGGACCACGCGGUGUAGAUUUUGGUCGAGUGAAAUCCUCAAGGCAGUUUAAGUAAAAAUCUGAGGUAAUGCAGUAGAGUUUGGCCAGUACAGAUAAUUUUGAAACUAUUGCCUUGGUACAAUAUUAAAUGUUUAUUGUGCUUUCUUUGGAAAAAGGGACACAAGUUGGUUUGUUUAUCUCUGGUGGUGAGACAGCAUGCUUGUUUGGUUCUUCUUGUCGAAGUCAGUGCAAGUCAAACCAAUAGAUUUAAUAUUUUUAUGUAUUUGAUUUUCAUGUGUGUGCGUGCAUAAUGCUUGAAUGAGAUGAAUUUGUUUUCAAAGUGCAUUUUUUAAGAAGGGGGGGGGGGGGGGCGGUGGGGCUAUCCCAAAAUGCAAGCAAAUUGGAUGAUGUUCAGAUGUUGGAUGCUGGUGACCACUGAUCAAUGGUUUAUCUCCUGAACUCUCAUUAAUUCAGCUGGUGCACCUUGCUGGAGACUGUAUUGGUUUUUUCACAAGUUCUUCUGUGUUUUUCUCUUUUCCAAAGUGCUCAGUAAUGAAACGAAAGUAGUGCUGCCUAAUUUGUAUGUGAAACCUCUUGAAAAAUGCAAGGCUAAUAAAGGAUUAAUACAUUCAAA
Molecule: messenger RNA, 1863 nt
Organism: Anguilla anguilla (European eel)
Lineage: Eukaryota; Metazoa; Chordata; Actinopteri; Anguilliformes; Anguillidae
Gene: mien1
Product: selenoprotein W, 2a
Exons: 4
Biological process (GO): negative regulation of apoptotic process; positive regulation of filopodium assembly
Source: RefSeq, a predicted model, not a curated record